AUGGAACCUCCACGCACUUCCCGGCUUCUGGACCCCACGUCCGCCAUCAGCGCCAUCACUAAACACAAAGCAGAGGCCAUCAAGCUCGCGAGAGAGCAGGCUACUGCGGUCCAGGAGAUGUGCCGGCGAGCUAAAACAGAAACCCCGCCUUAUGAAUUCGAAGAAUUGAUCGGCAAGGGCUCCUACGGUCGCGUGUACAAGGGCCAUCAGCUUCCAUCAGAGAAAGUCGUUGCCAUCAAAGUCAUGGACAUUGACUCCUUAGACUAUAAGUCUUUGCGUGAUAUGAAGGAUGAAUCGAUCAAAGAUUUCAUCCAUGAGACCAAAGUCAUGAAACAGGUCAAAGAUGCGGGCGCAAAGAACAUCAACGAACUGAUCGAAGCCAUCUCAAUUCACUCGCAACUGUGGCUAGUUUGUGAGUACUGCCCUGGUGGUAGUGUUCGAACUCUGAUGCGCGCAACCAAUGAUCGGCUUGACGAGAAAUUCGCAAUCCCAGUGGCACGUGAGCUUGCUGCUGGCUUACGGGCAAUCCAUGAUGCGGGCAUCAUUCAUCGAGACAUUAAAGCUGCCAACGUCUUGAUUCACGAAGAGGGCCGUCUGCAAAUCUGCGAUUUCGGAGUCGCCGGUGUUCUGCAAUCCCAGUUAGAUAAACGAUCAACCUGGAUAGGAACACCCCACUGGAUGCCACCAGAAAUGUUCUCCACUCGUGGUCAGGCUCACCAAUAUGGUAGCGAGAUUGAUGUUUGGGCGUACGGAUGUACUCUAUUUGAACUAGCGACCGGAAACCCGCCAAAUGCCAACCUGCGCGAGAGAAUGCAAAUUGGCAGACAGUUGAACAGAACUACACCAAAGCUCGACAAUGAAAGAUACAGCGAUGGGCUCAAAAGCCUUGUUGCCUUCUCACUCGAAUCUGAUCCUUUCCGUCGACCUACCAUGGCAGAUGUGCAACAGCAUCCCUACAUUGCCAACUCAGAAGAAGAAUACCCUACAUCCUCUCUUAGCGAGCUGGUUCGUAUCUACUACCAAUGGUCGCAGCGAGGCGGCCAGAGAAUCUCAUUGUUCCAUCCUGGCGGUGCCGCCGCUGCAGAGAUGCCUGGAGCCCCGACGGAUGCAGAGGAAGACUGGAAUUUCAGCACCACAGAUGGUUUUGAAAAGAGAUUCUCUAUCAUUGACCUUGACCAGAUAGCUGCCUCUCUGGCUGAAAUGGAAGAAGAGAUCAGCCCUACCAAGACCCAACACAACCAAGACUCCGUUGACGAACUCACUGCUACCGCAAUGACCAAGGAAGAUCAAGUGAACUUUGAUGAACGCGUCCGCCGAGGUGCCGAAGCCAUGGAAGGACUUUUCAACGAAGAAAUGCCCAGCUACACAUAUGAAACCAAAAAUGACUUUGUACCCUUUGAGGACAAGCCGGUAUCUGAUCUUCCACUUCGCACAGACACUGAUCGAUCUUCUGUCACAUCCACAUUUAUUGAUAUCGACAUUGGCGCAUUUGAUUCGUCACACUAUGCUGCCGGAGCAUCUGCUCCCCAGCCGUUCCAGCUCGCAGAUGCAGACACCAUCCGAGCCAACAGGUCCAGUGGCCGCGCGCACCGCAAUUCCAACGAGAGUCGUUCUCGCUCAUCAAGCAGCGGCUUCAGCAGUAACCGCGACUCUCAGGAUGUUCCUUUCCAGCCUUCGACUGGACCGCGCCCUCCUACCAUGGACUGGAAGUUCCCUGUCUUCAUGCAGCCUCCCCAGGAAGAGGAGGUAGAAGCCGAGCCAGAGGCACCGGCGCCGCCUCCUUCUGAGCCGGCCCCCGCCGAACCCGACCUUGCGGCAAAGCGGGCAACCAUGGAAUGGACAUUCCCUGUCAUGACAGCAGCCGCCGCUGGCCAGGACAACGACGAAAGCGCGGUGGAUCCCGCUCGCUAUGAAACACUCAGAGCCCCGGUCCUCGAACUCGAACCUUCGGCCACCAUCCGUCCUUCUAGUAUCGGUGAACCAGGCGACUCUCGGCCGUCAACAUCGGCGUCUGCCAAGUCGAGCAUCUCAAUCAGCUCGGACACGGACUAUGAUCCGUUCCGUUUCGAUCGGCCGGCAGACUCUCCGGAGGCAGAGUUCCCGGAGAUCGUCGAGUCCAGCGACGAUGCCGAAGAAGACGACCGUUCUUCGGUCCUUGAUGGGCCUGGGCCAGACGAGGAGGAGAGUCCCCAGGAGCCGUUCCCAGCGGCCCACGCCGAGCCAUUGGCCACGGCUCGGCGUGAGCCUCCGCUGACAGCAAGGCCGGGUAUUGAGUCAAUUCAAUUCCCGGCCUUGCUGCCACCUCGCCCCGAGGUCCUCAUCGAGGGGGCUGACGAGGGCGAGGUGACCGCGGAGCUGGAUCGGCUCCUGGGGGACUUUUUACAGGCCCUCUCCGCCACUGGAGAGGCGCUUUCGAAGACGACCAUCGAGGCCGAGUCCAACCAUGAUGUGGACUCGGCCUCGAUGGGGCCUGAGUGAUCGUUUUUUCUUUUUUCUUUCUUUCUCUUUUUCUUUUUUUAUUUUUAUCUUAUUCUUAUCCGUGACGAUUUACGAUUGCAAG
Molecule: messenger RNA, 2560 nt
Organism: Aspergillus steynii IBT 23096
Lineage: Eukaryota; Fungi; Ascomycota; Eurotiomycetes; Eurotiales; Aspergillaceae
Product: putative serine/threonine protein kinase
Exons: 4
Coding region: 1-2478 (825 amino acids)
Biological process (GO): protein phosphorylation
Molecular function (GO): ATP binding; protein kinase activity
Source: RefSeq, a predicted model, not a curated record